AUGCGCCAGUACGGCCGCCUGCCCGAGUCCAUGGCAGCACCCGUGUGCCGCCAGCUGCUGGCCGCGCUGCACCACUGCCACACGUGCGGGGUGCUGCAUCGGGAUGUGAAGCCGGAGAACGUGCUGCUGCUGCAGCCCGGCAGUGUCAAGCAGAUCAAGCUCGUGGACUUCGGCAUUUCCACCGACGUCGAACCUGAUGCUGCCUCCUGCAAGCUAUAUGGCACACCCCUCUAUCUCGCCCCAGAGACUCUAGACGGCAUCUGGGGCCCUCCAGCAGACGUGUGGAGCACAGGAGUUCUAGUCUACGCAUUGCUCUCCGGACUGCCUCCCUUCUGGGCUGCGUCAAACGAGGCCAUUUACAAUGCCAUUCGAACUAAAGCCCCUCGCUUCUCGUCUGCACGCUGGAAGCAUGUUUCCGAGGAAGCCAAAGAGCUGCUUCAAGCCAUGCUGGUCAAAGACCCCACUAGACGAAUCACUACAAGCCAAGCAUUAGCACAUGAAUGGGUUCGGGAUACAGCAGCCACUCCACACUGCCACUCUCUCCCACCUCCCCGCAUCCUCUCGCCGCAUUCAUCAUCAAGCUUCUUCUCUGGGAGAACCCUCGACAGUGAGCCUUCCCUCUCCUCUCAGGCUUCAGUGUCCUCAGAACCUUCGGUUGCUUCAGAUAUUUCUCCCUCACCACCGGGAGGUCUGUUCAGAGAGCCAUCAUUAGCUUUAGGUCUACUUUAA
Closterium sp. Yama58-4 is the source of this 729-nucleotide messenger RNA. The record is from the annotation of a GenBank genome assembly. NCBI's taxonomy places the organism in Eukaryota, Viridiplantae, Streptophyta, Zygnematophyceae, Desmidiales, Closteriaceae.